This is a messenger RNA of Acaulospora colombiana, 146 nucleotides long. The record is from the annotation of a GenBank genome assembly. Lineage: Eukaryota; Fungi; Glomeromycota; Glomeromycetes; Diversisporales; Acaulosporaceae.
CCUAUCUUACGAAAGAUGAAUUCCUGAGCGAACGAGUGAAGAAGUUCAUGCGCGAUUGCUCCAAGAAUUUUAACAAACCCAUUCCCGAAUGGGCAAGGAACAAACAGAAUGAAGAAUACUGGAUUAGUGUGCAGAGGGAAGAAUUG